Molecule: messenger RNA, 1410 nt
Organism: Pyrenophora tritici-repentis Pt-1C-BFP
Lineage: Eukaryota; Fungi; Ascomycota; Dothideomycetes; Pleosporales; Pleosporaceae
Source: RefSeq, a predicted model, not a curated record
AUGGACCCCAACUCAACCUCGGCGAAGCUCAUUCAGCUCGGUGUGCUAGUACAGUCGGCUUUGGCGACACUCAUAACAUCCAGUGAACAGAGCAAGGAAUCACUCCCCCCCAAAGAGUUGUUCAAUGCCCAAAGAACGAUUCUCUCCGCAGCAGGCAUGCUCACGGAGCUUGUGAGCACGCCAAGCAACCGUCUUUUGGAAGUGUCAACGCAAUACUUUGAGGCGCGUGCCUUGCACAUUGCAGCUGAGAAGCGAAUCCCAGAUAUGCUUGUCGGUUCCGAUGAAAGCGGCGUUGCCGUGGAGGACCUGGCAAAGCAGAUGCCAGCCAUGCUGAUUGGGUACUCUGUGAAUAUAGCUCGACUCAUGCGUUGUUUGUGUUCCAUCCAUAUCUUCAAAGAGGUUCAGCCCGACCGCUUCGCGAAUAACCAUGUGUCGGCUGCUUUGGUCGGUAACGAGCCACUCAGAGCAUACAUUGUCAUGUUCGCUUUUGACAUAUACUCGGCGUCUGAUCAUCUACCUCGAUCGCUCUUUGACAAGAAAACGGGCCCUUCUUUCGACGUCAUAGAUACAGCUUUCCAGGCAGCAGCAAAUACGCAAAAAGCACGAUGGGACUGGCUAGAGGAAAAGGUCACGGUGCAAAACUUGCAGGACGGACGUUGCGGAACAGACGGAGGACCUAGCGGCUAUCCAGGUCCUUUUGGGUCUGAACUCGACAAGGCAGUGCAAGGAAAAUCCGCGUCUGACCUGGUAGGGCGGCCUGAACUGCCCAUUUUCGGGCUCGCCAUGGUUGGCGGAGAUUAUCCAUGGGAGUCGCUAGGCUCUGCGCUCGUGGUUGACGUGGGCGGAGGUGUGGGCGGUUUCAGUCUCCAGCUCUCGCAAGUCCAUCCGCAAUUACAAUUUGUCAUCCAGGAUCGCGCGGCGAUGCUGGAGCAAGCUGAGAAGGUGGUCUGGCCAAAAGACAACCCAGAUGCCGUCGCGCAAAAGAGGGUGCAAUUCUGCCCUCACGACUUCUUCGAGCCUAAUCCGAUCAAGAACGCCGACGUUUACUGGCUUCGAUACGUGAUACACGAUUGGUCGGACGACUUUUGUGUCCGGAUUCUUACGGCUAUCAAGCCCAGCAUGGGCCCGCGGUCGCGGAUUCUGAUCUGCGAUCAGGUCAUGAACACAACGUUGGGUUCGGAGGAGCUUGCCGCUGCACCUGCUCCUCUGCCUGCAAACUGGGGCUAUUACACUCGUUACUCGCAUCAACGCGACCUUGCGAUGAUGGCGUUGUUGAACGGCAUUGAGCGGACGCCUCGCGAAUUCCGCGUCAUCGUUGAGAAGGCGGGAUUGAAGCUGCAUAAGAUAUGGGACUGCCGUAGUCAGGUUUCGUUGGUGGAGGUUGUACUGCCAAAUUCAGAGCUCGUGUAA